AUGACUCUAGCUAGUUAAUAGAAGACAGUGAUGCUAAAGUAGAGCGAAGCAAUAAUCUCAAGACUUCUAUGGGACAGUCGGUUCGAAUUGAAACCCAAGUAUUUAUCUCCAGAUAAGAUUAUUUCAAAGUAUGAUGGACUAUCUGAUCAGCAAAUGUAGAAGGUUUGCUCUGUAUUUGAUAAAAUAUUUGGACAUUCAUUCCAGGGCUACAAUCAUAAUGUACAUCGAAUAUUGAGCCACUCCAGUCUCAAUCCACAUAUACUUCAGGAAGUCAGUGAUGAAGUUAAACUACUAACAAACAAUGUACUUGAUCAGAUAAUGACUGGUACUGGAGCGUUUGCUAACAAAAAGAGACCUAAUUCUAACUCAAACUCAGGCAAUAAAAGAAAAAAGGCAAGGUCGAAAGCUUCCUAAGGAAAAAUAGAAAAGCCAAUAUUGCAUCCUAUUAAAAAGCUCACCCCAGAGCAAUUGAAGAAAAAAGCUUAUAUUCUACAAAUGAUGAAAUUGAAACCAGAAGAUUGCUAAGAACAAAUGUAAGCAGCUUAAGAAUUAAUAAAGAAGUUGAAAAAAGAAAAAAUUGGCAGAAUGGAGAGGUUUAGACAUAAGGAGGAGGAGAUCAUAAAGAUGGAGUAAGAUCAUUUUUAGGAUGUGCUAAAAAGACGAGCGGAAGACGAGGAGAAAAAGCAAAGAGAAAUUGAGCAACGUCGAGAACAGAUCAAGAUAAAAAUGCAACUAAUGAGGGAGGAGCGUGAACGAAGGCAGCGAGAAUGGUCAGAGUAAAAGUAAGUCUAGGUAUUUAACUACAAUCCUCACAGAAGCUAAAUGAGUCUGAGUGCGAAUGGGACUACAAACAGCACACCUUUAUAUUAGAAAGUUCCUUUAUUCCUAGAAAUGGAAGAUAAAUUCAAAAAAACCUACGAAUCAGAACAAUUAAAUAAAAGAAAAAUGAUUUUGCAAUAGAUAAGGUAGUUUAAAAGGCCGAUUUAAAGAGAAGAGUUUGAGGAACAUGCCAGGAAGUAUGAGGAUGAUAGAGAAAAAAAACUUGAAGAAAAAUUAAAGAUUAGAGAAGACUAAUUAUAAUAGUUUGAAUCAUAGUAUGAUCCAAAUAAAUUCAAAACUAAAACAUAUCAAGAAGUAGCCCUCUAUGACCUGCAACAAAAAGAAGAGUUAGAGACUAAGGAAGAAAUGAAGAAACUGCUUAUUGAAAAGAAAGAGAGCUAUGCCAGGUAUGUAAGAGAGAUGCAUUUACCUCCAAGAAAUAAAGGCAAAGAAUAAGAGUUACAAGAAAUGAUAAGUUCUCUAAAACAUCCUGUAAGAAGUUCUCGAAAGUAUCCACCAGGGACAGAUAUAUCAGCUAUAAAAAGAACUCGAAGUUCGAGUAGGGGUGGGGCUAAUCAUAGUCGGAACAUAUCAAUAAACUAGAAUGGGGACGAAGACAUUCCAAAUAACAACAUUAAUAUCCAGGAAGACUCCAAUGGACAUUCGAAUGAACGAAGUCUAAGCUUGAAAAGGAAAAUGCAAAGAAAUAAUGGGCUAUUAGCGAAACCACCGCUGCAUAACGCUUUUAAGACAAUCUAAAAUAUUGAAAAUAAAGCCAAUCCUGAUUAAAAGAAGCCUCAAACUGAUUAUUUGAAGGAGAGAAGGUUGAAGAGAGAAAAGAACAUAUCAACUGGCAUCAAGGAAUCAUGGUUAAAAAGCUUGAAUCUGAAGAAACUGAGUAAGAAGGAGAAAUUUCUGAAAAUUAAGGAAAAAGCCAGAGAGAUUGAGGAACUCGCAUUGAGGAAGGAGUAACUUAUGAAUGCAAAGGCAAACAAUGACAAUAUGCAGAGUGGAGGCAACCAAAAAUCUAUGCAUCCUAUGGCUGGGGCAACGAUGGGAGGAGUCAAAGAUGAAAGAAAUAUAGAUGAAACAUUGGAAGUCAAUGAAAUGCUUAUAGAUGCAAUAAAGGCUAAACUAGCUAUUUUAGAUGAUAUUAACUGA
Molecule: messenger RNA, 1980 nt
Organism: Stylonychia lemnae
Lineage: Eukaryota; Ciliophora; Spirotrichea; Sporadotrichida; Oxytrichidae
Source: the annotation of a GenBank genome assembly